AUGGCUCAGGAGAACAAGGAUGUUGGAAGAUACGACGCAGGCUCUGCCGGUGUUGAGGCGGGCGCCGGAAGGCCUUCGCCGUCCGUGGUGCUCCAAGUCUCAACCAAGUGGCUCAGAUCGUCUAGAAUGUACGCAUCCAGUGAUAUCUCCGGUCCAACCUCGCGUUCUCGGUCACCAUUCGGUAAUUCUCGACCUACCGUUCCUCAAUAUGUGGGCAAUAUUAUCACCCGAACGGUUUCGGCCUUGCAUCUGUGGUUCGCGUGGCAACUCGAAUUCGUUCAUUCUCUCAUUUUCAACAUGAUGAGUUUCAUAUUGUUUCAAAGGUAUUCCCCUGCCACUCCCCCACAACGGACAGCGGUUGUUAUUAUGAGUGGGGGGGAAGGAAUUGGGCGAAAGCUUAGCUUGAAGUUCGCUUCUGCGGGGUACACGGUUUUCGCUUGCCUCCCGCAUGACGUACAGACGCCUCGAGGAACGUCGUCUAGCUCAUCAGUUUCGCCUUUGUUGUUUAUCUGGCAGAGCAGGAGAGCGAGGAGCCAACAAUCAAGCCCUCAGAUGGUGGGCACCAUUGUCCCCCUUGUGUUCGAUGCAGCUGUCCCAGACGAAUGCGAGAGAGCCAUUGACACAAUCCGUGCUUAUUGCGAUCGGCACACGCUACGUCUUGGCGCCGUUAUUGUUCCCCCAAUUUCCCCAAUGCCCGAGAGUGACCCGGGAGGCGCGUCUCCAUCUGAUCAUCAAGGGGGUGUACGAUGGAGAGGAAAACGAAGUCUCACCCCACCAAGCCGCCUUAUACAGACGAGCCAGAUUGUUUUACAAGACGCCAUGGCGCGUUGUGUAUUUCAACCUCUUGCGGUGAUACAGGCUCUGACACGAAUGCUUCGGGAUGCACAUUCGCAUGUCAUCUUCAUUUCGGGCUGUGACGAGUCAGGUUUUCAGCCGACGCAUGGCCUCAGCAGCAUAGUUGACUCUGCUAGACAAAGCAGCGCUCGUACUCUGGCGGCGGAGAUUCGGCACCUAGGCAUUCAAGUGUCAUCAGCCAUCUUUGGCCCUUGGAGGAAACGGACUAUUUCCGUGGUGAAGCUGGAGUCUGAUGGCAUGGACUCUCCGUCAGAGGCUCGCUUUACUAUCACUGCUAUGGGCAGUGGACGAACAAACGUGUUUCGAGCUAAUCCAACGAAUCGUUCAGAGUUCACAUGCUCGCUCUGUGUAUCUCUUCGGAUUGGAUGUGCACAUCCAAAACCUCUUUGCGAUGUUCGUUCCUAUCGACAUUCAAUCGUUCCUCUGCCGGAAGACAUCCCAACUAGUCGGCCCCCUUGUCUAGUGUGAUGCAGUCUUGCAUGUUACCCAUUUCUUGUUUACUAUUCUCUGUAACACAAUUGCUCGUUUCGAAUGUUUCAAUCAUCUUGUACAUCUUGUAGUAUUAUCGCAAGACACCUUAUUGGUCAUUCUCAAUGUAGCUGUAGCUAUAGAUAGCAGCUAGUAUGUCAUAUUCUAUCAUCUAAGGGGAGAG
Cantharellus anzutake is the source of this 1507-nucleotide messenger RNA. RefSeq lists its product as uncharacterized. The record is from RefSeq and is a predicted model, not a curated record. NCBI's taxonomy places the organism in Eukaryota, Fungi, Basidiomycota, Agaricomycetes, Cantharellales, Hydnaceae. The transcript has 8 exons. The coding region runs from base 1 to 1323 and encodes 440 amino acids.